AUGGGAAAGGGUUUAGUAAUGAUGUUCAAUGAUUUUAAAGAGAUUGAAUCCACUCAUUCCAUUGCCAUUUCAGCAUCAGGAAUAGAAGAUAGUGUUGCUUUCUAUUCUGAAAUAUUAAGAAAUGCUAAACCAAAUGAAAUGUGGUCUGACAUCUUUGCUAAAUGUUCAAAUCCACCCUAUGGGUUGAGAAUUAAUACAACUGAGGACAUUGCAAACCUAAUCACUGAAUAUUACAAUGAUCAUGAUGGAAGUUGUGAAAAUUAUUGUUGGGAUGAGUAUUUAUUAGAAGGAAAUAGCUCAUGGUCAUUAUAUUGGCUUUCUGGUGCAGAGUGGUGGGGAUGCUAUUCACUCACUUCGUACGAUUUCACAAAGGAGAGAUUUGUCGUGGCCACUGCUUCCACUACUGAUUAA
Naegleria gruberi is the source of this 411-nucleotide messenger RNA. RefSeq lists its product as uncharacterized. NCBI's taxonomy places the organism in Eukaryota, Heterolobosea, Eutetramitea, Acrasida, Naegleriidae. The transcript has a single exon. The coding region runs from base 1 to 411 and encodes 136 amino acids. The record is from RefSeq and is a predicted model, not a curated record.